Molecule: messenger RNA, 2025 nt
Organism: Leptinotarsa decemlineata (Colorado potato beetle)
Lineage: Eukaryota; Metazoa; Arthropoda; Insecta; Coleoptera; Chrysomelidae
Gene: SCAP
Product: SREBP cleavage activating protein
Biological process (GO): SREBP signaling pathway; regulation of cholesterol biosynthetic process
Cellular component (GO): SREBP-SCAP complex; endoplasmic reticulum membrane; Golgi membrane
Molecular function (GO): protein binding; sterol binding
Source: RefSeq, a predicted model, not a curated record
UUCAAUAUAUUUGAGACGUACUUUCAUAUUUCAGUUUGAAAACUUUGGGUCAUGUAUGCCUUCAUAUUGAAGCCAUUAAGAAGACAAAAAUGGAUCGAACAAAUAUUUUGCCUCAGUACAGUUGCCUUGUUUUAUCUCCUGCGAAUCUCUGGAAUCAAGAUGUGCUGCAGUUUUCCCAGGACAGCUCUUUACUCACUACUAUUUUUAGUCAUCAUAGUUUUCAAAAAGGGAAGACAUCUGUAUCAGAUAUGCUCUUUGGAAUGCAUCUUUUUGAUGCUGGUAUCAAGCGAUAUCCUAUCAGAAAUCGCCAACGAAUAAUACAAUACGCAGUAACUUUGUUCUUUACGAAAUAUGAUUAUGAAUUUAUAGAAGGAUUAAGGAAAAAACUAAUUUCACUUUAUCCCUUGCAUCAAAAUGACUCAAAAAAUGAUAACUAUAUAAUGAAUGACACGGUUCUAAUACAAUAUCCAGGUGAAAUAAAUUAUAUCGAACUAGUGCCAAUAAUAGUGUCCUUCGUCCUAGUGUUUCUUUACUAUUACUUCAGUGUGAGAAAAAUUGAGCUCAUCAAAUCCAAACUAGGGAUGGCACUCACAGCAACAUUUACAAUAUUCUGCAGUCUCACAAUGACUAUGGGUGUUUGUUUCUUUUUUGGAUUGACUUUGAAUUUUGAAAGUGGUAAAGGGAUAAUUCCCUAUCUUAUCCUACUUGUUGGUCUCGAGAAUGUGCUGGUUCUGACGAAAAGUGUUGUUGCCACUCCAUUACACUUGGAUGUGAAAAUAAGAAAUGCUCAAGGCCUGAGCAAGGAAGGAUGGUCAAUUACAAAGAACUUGUUCCUUGAAAUAACAGUGUUAACGUUUGGUCUAUUCACUUUUGUACCUGCAAUUCAGGAAUUUUGCAUUUUCUCAAUAGUUGCUUUGAUAACGGAUUAUUUUUUGCAACUAUUCUUCUUUUUAACCAUACUUGGUUUAGAUAUGAGUCGUCUGGUGAACUCUGUUGAAAACAUGAAUCAGAACUUACGAAACGGUCUCUAUCACCAACAGAAUUUCUUCAAUAAACCAACCAAUAUGAAGGGACUCAACCGGUCCAAAUCACACCCAAGACUCUCUUCUUUUCCUGCGAAUAUUGUAGCAGGGCAAACACAAGGUGUACAGGAGAAAAAGAUUCCUAAAAGAGUCAGACUUGUUAAUAUUUGGGCACGCACCAGAUUUUUCCAACGUUCGUUCAUGAUUUUGAUGAUUAUUUGGAUAUGUGUGAUCGCUUAUAAUAGUGAUCUGAUCAAUCAGUAUAUUGUCAAAGCAGUCAUUGAUGACAGAGGUGACGACAAUGCAACUCAUAACCUAGAAAACUACUCGUCAAUAAGAGUGUUCCCCAUUUCAACGAACAGACCAAUUGAGGUGAACUAUGUUACUUAUAACCCCAUAGAGGUUGAGUAUCAACAAAAUGGUACAGUUGAACUAGAAAAACUGAAACAUUCGGAAUAUGCACCCUGGUUAAAGCUGUCAUCGAGACACUGGUAUGCCAUACUAAAAAAUUAUAAUGUGUCUCUGAGUGGUCAGACUAUUGCGGUAUUACCAAAUAUAAAGAUAUCCCAUGUUGUGAGACCGGAACAGGCAGUUUUGCUGAGGAAUCCAGAUGAGAAGUAUGGGGAAAAGUUCCAAUGGCAGGCUUUAGCUGCAGCUUUAGAUCCAAUUGAUUUCAGAGAUGCUGAAUCUGCUGGAACCUCAGCGAUGCCCCAGUCAGAACAGCCUUUUUAUCCCACUUCCCCUAUGGAGAUUCUUCUAACGACUAUUUUGUGUAUCAUCAGUAUCUUAGUUUUAGCUUAUGCUUUUGUUGUUCUCUAUCGUUGCAUUUGUUCCCGCAAUUAUGCUGAGUGGAGAGCAUCGUGGUUCAAUGAAAAAUCCGGAGAUGAGUUUUCACAGGAAGAUCAAGUAUUGUUGGAGGCUGUGCCAGUUAUCCUAGAGGGACACCAACAGGCGAUAGAGUGUCUGGUGGCUGAUAGUACAAGCAUAAUAAGUGCAUGUUUAG